Cyprinodon tularosa is the source of this 668-nucleotide messenger RNA. Its product is annotated as C-type lectin domain family 12 member B-like. NCBI's taxonomy places the organism in Eukaryota, Metazoa, Chordata, Actinopteri, Cyprinodontiformes, Cyprinodontidae. The transcript has 5 exons. The annotation marks the transcript as partial. The record is from RefSeq and is a predicted model, not a curated record.
CGUCUCACUGCAGAGUUCAGAGGUUCUUUAAAUCAUCUCCAGCAGGUUCUGCCUUUUUCCUUCGGUUUCUGAGCAUCAGUGAUGGAGGUCAACUGCAAAGACAUCAGAGUCCGUGUGCUGCUGGUCUCUCUGGGGAUCCUCUGUGUCCUGCUGGCAGCAAGCGUCGGGGUCAUCUCCUGGGGCGGCUGGAAAAUAAAUCAACAGGAAAAACUGAUUGCUGAUCUGAGGAAUGAGACCAAACAUUUGAACCUGAUAACGGCCUCGUUAAAGAAGGAAACUAAGCAGCUACAGACAGAGAGGGAGGACCUCAACAGGACAAUGCACUUCAUUCUGACCUUUGACUCCUUUCCAGUAAACGAGUACUGCCCCAAUGGAAGUGAGUAUAUGAUUCUUUCAGCUCUGAACAUCUAUGGCAAAUGUGAACCAUGUCAGCGUGAUUGGAACUCAUUCAACGGAUCCUGCUAUCUGUUUGAGGAAAGAAAUCGGUCUUGGAAUGACAGUCGGGAGUACUGUCAGAGCAAAGGUGCAGACCUGGUUGUUGUUAAUAAUGAAGAGGAACAGAAAUUCCUUUCAAGACAGGCUUCUAGUAACUAUCGCUACUACUGGUUGGGACUUCGGAAGAUUGCUGGUGACUGGGUUUGGAUUGAUGGUCGCCCUGACACUCUAGA